Molecule: messenger RNA, 3993 nt
Organism: Colossoma macropomum (tambaqui)
Lineage: Eukaryota; Metazoa; Chordata; Actinopteri; Characiformes; Serrasalmidae
Product: TRPM8 channel-associated factor homolog
Exons: 7
Coding region: 1-3321 (1106 amino acids)
Source: RefSeq, a predicted model, not a curated record
AUGGUAUAUGUGUUGUUCUUUUUCCUCAGGAAAGGCAAAAAUUUCAAAGAUCAUCUGGAAUUCCUUUUACAAGGAGUGACUGAAUUUGACAUCCAAGGCAAGGUUCUACCAUCUGAAAUAUUCGAGCAUGGAUCGUCAGCAUUUCCUAUUGGACUCACCCCAGAUGGAAAGACAUUCCUUGCUGGAGCGUGCUAUAGCCAGGGCAGAGUAAUUGUUGCUGGCCAUGAAGCCUACCUAGGUAGUGAGUCAUUGUCCACUUUCAUGAUCAAUGCUGUGCAAUGGCUUGAUAAAGGACGUAAAGGAGUUAUCGGUGUCUUACCUGAACUUAAAGACACAUAUGGGCUUCUGAGCAAGUCAGGGCUACAGUGUCAGUUGACUGGGUUUAAGGAAGACCUGAGUGUCUUUGUCUGCACCUCCUACAACGAUGCUCAGUGUAAUGAGAUCCAGGAAUUUGUUGCUGGUGGUGGUGGUCUCUUGAUAGGUGGACAGGCUUGGUCGUGGGCUUAUCAAAAUCCUGGCCUCAAUGUGAUGACUGAAUGCCCUGGAAAUCGUAUUCUUGGAAAAAUGGGGUUGUGCCUCUUAGAUAAAACUGUAGAGGCUGAGUUGUACAAGGCUCCACAUGUUUUCCAAGAUGACAUAGAAUUCCUUUUACAAGGCAUAUCUGAGUUUGACAUCCAAGGCAAGGUUGUACCAUCUGAGGUUUUGGUGCAUGGUCCUUUAGCAUUCCCUAUCGGACUCACUCCAGAUAGAAAGGCAUUCCUAGCGGGAACAUAUUUUGGACAGGGACAAGUUAUUGUGGCCAGCCACAAAACGUACCUAAGCCAUGAAUCACUGUCCACUUUCAUGAUCAAUGCUGUUCAGUGGCUUGAUAAAGGGCGUAAUGGGCUUAUCGGAGUGUUACCGGAACUUAAAGAGGCCUACUACUUGCUGAACAAGUCAGGGCUACAGUGUCAGUUGACUGGCUUUAGGAAAGACCUGAGUGUCUUUGUCUGUACAUCAUACAAUGAUGCUCAGUGUAGAGAGAUCCAGGAAUUUGUUGCUGGUGGUGGUGGGCUCCUGAUUGGUGGACAAGCUUGGUCGUGGGCCCAUUCCAACCCUGGCUGUAAUGUGAAGAUAGAUUUCCCUGGAAAUCGCAUCCUGGGUAAGAUGGGAUUGUAUCUCAUUGGUUCAACCGUGAAAGCUGGGCUGUACAAGGCCCCACGGCUUUUCAACUAUGCUCUAGAAUUCCUUUUACAAGGAGUUUCUGAAUUAGACAUCCAAGGCAAGGCUGUACCAUCUGAGGUAUUGGUGCAUGGUCCUUUAGCAUUCCCUAUUGGAUUCACCACAGAUGAAAAGGCAUUUCUUGCUGGGGCAUACUAUGGAAAGGGACGUGUAAUUGUGGCCAGCCAUGAAGCCUACCUAGGCUGUGAGUCCCUGUCCACAUUCAUGAUCAAUGCUGUCUACUGGCUUGAUAAAAAACCUAAUGGGGUUAUUGGAGUUGUACCUGAACUUAAGGAGGUCUACAGCCUGCUGAAUAAGUCAGGACUACAGUGUCAGUUGACUGGGUUUAAGGAAGACCUAAGUGUCUUUGUCUGCACCUCAUACAGUGAUGCUCAGUCUAAAGAGAUCCACGAGUUUGUUACUGGUGGUGGUGGUCUUCUGAUAGGUGGACAAGCUUGGUCAUGGGCCCAUUCCAACCCUGGCCGUAAUGUGAAGAUAGAUUUCCCUGGUAAUCGCAUCCUUGAUAAAAUGGGACUCUGUCUCUUGGACAAAACUCUGACUGCUGGUGUGUACAAGGCUCCUCAGGUGAAGCAACAUGGCAUUAGCUCUACACAGAUGUAUGAUUUCCAGGAUUUGCUGCAGCAUUUUGCUCAACAUGUGCUUCAGGGCAAGCAGCUGGAAGAUUAUAAACAGCAGUUUCUGAAGAAGCUUGGCAAUGACUGUGUCAGUUAUCUCCGUAUGCAGGCAUACAACUGUGACAUGUACAAAUCAGUAGUUGUACUCCUCACAGACAUGAUAAAGGCAGGGUUUCCACAGGUGUCUCCUACACGUCCUGUAGAAAGUGCAAAGGAUCACCUGCUACUCCAGGUGGGGACUGAGUUGUUCAGGCUCUCUAAAGACACCAGUGAACUUCUGUCAUACCUCAUCGCAGACAUACCUAAUCUGCCAUCUGUGUCAGAUGCAAGAGUCUGGAUCAGUGCUAGCACAGCAGAUGAUAAAGAAUGGAUAAGCACAGGCCUCUAUCUUUCUCCUGGAAUGAAGACUAAAAUUACAGUGCCCAGGACAAUCGUAGGCAAGGGUUGGCAGGUGCAGAUUGGCUGUCAAACAGAUGACUUAAACAAGGCAGAUAAACUGAAACGAGCUCCAGUGGUCUUUGUUCGUUACCCUUUGGAAAAAGAGAAUCUGCAAGUUUGGAAUCUGUGGGGAGGGCUCAUAUACCUGAUCGCACCCCCUAGGAGCACAGCACAUAAGAUGGAGGUUGUCAUACAGACAGCCAUAAAAGCGCCGUACUACAAGUCUGGAGAGACCAGCGUAUCUGACUGGGUAGCUAAGAUCCGUAAAGCACCAGCACCUUGGGCAGAGCUGGAGUUUGAGAACCUCAUCAUCACCUUGCCAUCAGAGCAGAUACGGCAAUUGGACCAUCCAGACAAAGUGGCCGCUCUCUGGGAUUCCAUAAUGAGGGGCGUAGCUGAUUUGGCCGCUAAGCCUGCAAAGUUUUCCCGCAAGGAACGCUUCGUUGCUGAUGUUCAGAUCUCGGCUGGCUUCAUGCAUUCAGGUUACCCCAUUAUGAUGCAGACUCAGAGUGCCACAGACUUGGUGAAUCCAUAUGUUGCCGGUAAAAGUGAUCUUUGGGGACAUCUUCACGAACUGGGCCAUAAUCAGCAAUGCUCAAAGUGGGAGUUCCCACCACAUACUGUCGAGUGUACCUGUAACCUGUGGCCUGUGUACGUACAUGAGGUGGUGCUGGGUGUGAACAGGGCAAAUGCUCAUGGGGCCAUGGCAGCGGAUAAACGACUGAGCCGAAUAAAGAAAUACAUCACAGAAGGCAGGCGUCUGGAGAACUGGAACAUCUGGACAGCACUGGAGACUUACUUGCAGCUGCAAGAAAAGUUUGGCUGGGACGCCUUCAAGAAAGUCUUUGCUGCUUACCGUGACAUGAAUAACAUACCAAAAGACAACAGUGGCAAGAUGAACCUGUACGCUGAAACCUUCUCCAAGGUGGUAGGGAGGAAUCUGGUCUCCUUCUUCAAAGCCUGGGGCUGGCCCAUCCAGCCCAGCACUGAGGAGAAGCUGUCCAGCCUGCCUAAAUGGACUGACCAUCCUCUGGUCCAGUAUGAGUAGCUAAAACAACCAUGUUUCAUAGAGAAUAUUUUCUGUCUCAGAUUAUAAACAUUUUAUGGUUUGGAUAGUCUUCAGAGAUCAUUUACAUUCAUUUUAAAAUGAUGGUUUUUGAAAAUGCUAAAAAGCUUCUUUAUAAAUACUGAAGUUCCUGCUAAAGCCUGAGUAGACCGAUAAAUCACUCUAAUGACAUUCAGUGUCACUCCUUUGAGGGAUGAUGGAACUGAAGUGUUCUCCCUGAACAUGUUCAUGAGUGAUAAGCUUAGCAUUGGUGUUGUACUGGCUGCGUGUUGUGGCAAGUUAAAUACAUGUACAUACAUACAUUACCAGAAUAUCUCAUGGUUAGCCACUUUAUAGUGAAAUUUGCAAAAUUUCUUAUUAGGAUGUGGCAAAUCGUUUGCUUUAUUCAUGAAACAGCAGUGGGAUUUUUGGAGCAGUGGACUGAAGCGGGCAGUGAGAACCAAAAUAACAUUGAGAAGUUUGCAACUUAAUUUUAAUAAAACAUACUAACAGAAGAAUUACAUGACAACCAGUAAUAGUGAGGAUUUAAGUGUGAAGUGUUAAGUGUGAGUUUUUCCCAUGUGCCCUGUGAAUAUAUAUUCUAAAUGUAUUGUAAAUGAAUUGUGAAUAUGUUACUUUUUAUGUAUUGUAAUGGAAUAUGUUCCUGAACACAUU